This is a messenger RNA of Paramuricea clavata, 1788 nucleotides long. The record is from the annotation of a GenBank genome assembly. Lineage: Eukaryota; Metazoa; Cnidaria; Anthozoa; Malacalcyonacea; Plexauridae.
AUGACGGCUUAUAUCAAAAAAGAGAUUAAAGCGAGGCAAAAAGCCUAUACUACAGGGAACAUGACCAAAUAUAGACAAUUGGCUGAUAAGAUCAUUACACUUAUCAAGAAAGCUAAAGCAGAAUUUUAUUCAUCUAAGGUCAAAAGCAAACGCAAACACGAUGCAGCAAAAUGGCAUAGAACGAUAUCCCAGUUAGCUGGCUUUGAAGAUGACAAUCUAAACAACAACUUAAUCUCAGACAGCACUCCCGAUACAGCGGAAAUACUGCAGAAUAUAUUUACUAAACCAUGGUCAAAACUUCCUGAAACCAUAAUCCCUAGUCUUGAAGACGUAGCGUCAUCACUGAGGCAAGAAAAUCCUCCUACUCCCUCAAUUGGACAGGUUAAGACUGCCUUGAAACAACUAAACUCUAAAAAAGCCCCCGGGUCCGAUGGGAUUCCAGCAUGGGUGCUUAAACGAUACUGUGAAGAACUAGCGCCCAUCGUUCAUGACAUUAUUUGCGCCAGUAUAAAAGAAUGUGAAUAUCCAACCGCGUAUAAACACGCCUUAGUUAUCCCAGUUCCGAAGGUCAAUCCACCAAGAGAUAUCGAGAAUGACUUUCGCCAGAUAUCCAUUCUUCCCCAAAUGGCUAAAGUGCUGGAAAAGCUGCAGCUCAAACUGAACCUUCCCAGUUCACGUAUAAAUGAUAAUCAGCAUGCCUUUACAAGCAAACGAUCAACCGUGUCCGCACUCACCAACAUCUCGCAGAACUGGUUUAAUGUGACCGACAAUACGCAUAGCGCCAAAAAUGGAGUUCAUGCACUAUUCAUAGAUUUUCGCAAAGCCUUUGACCUUGUUGACCACGGAAUUCUACUUCGUAAGCUCGCAGAAAUGAAUGUAACCAAAGCCUUUUGGCUAUGGACACGUAGUUUUCUGGAAGAUAGAAGACAACAGGUCAAACUAGCAGGAACCCUAUCAUCGGUCAAACCUUGUCCUGCAGGAGUCCCACAAGGUUCUGUGAUGUCCCCCGCUCUUUUUAAUAUUCACAUUAACGAUAUUGAGAACUUAAUCCCAGAUGGAUUAUCCAUAAACAUAUGCAAAUACGCGGAUGAUUGUACACAGGACGAAGUGGUGUCACAAGGUUCAUCCAGCCAUAUGCAGGAGGCCCUUGAAGCAGUACAAGAAUGGUCUAAUAGGAACAAAAUGACGAUAAAUUCGAAGAAAACAAAAGAUAUGUGGAUAUGUUUUAACACAGCAAUACCGGCACCAGAACCAUUGGUCACUGGAAACGAGGCAGUGGAAAGAGUAAAUUCUCAUAAACUGUUGGAUGUCUGGCAUCAAAACAAUUUGAAAUGGAACUGUCAUGUUAAAAACAUUGUAAGGAAAGCAAAUAAACGAAUGUUUAGUCUGAGAGAAUGCCGUAGAGCGAAUCUUCCUCCUGAGGUCGGUAUUACAUGUUAUGAAUCCAAUAUUAGACCUGUUUUAGAAUAUGCAGCUCCGAUAUGGGGUGGUUUACCACAAUAUCUCAUUGAUGAAAUAGAGAGCAUUCAAAACAGAUGCAUCAAAAUCCUUGGCACAUCUCGGUGCAACUUUGAAACGCUAGAACAAAGAAGGGCACACCUAACUGUUAAGGAAUACCAAAGAAUUCUAAAUGAUCCGACCAACCCAUGUAAUAAACUUAUCCCCCAACCUUUUACCCAUGAACACGAUCUAAGAACAACAAAUAAUCUACCAUAUGAUGUAUCGUAUACUAAAAGACACCGGCAAUCCUUUAUACCUAGAGCUAUAUCCCUUUUAAAACAGUCCUAA